AGGAAUCAACCUAUGGUGCUUUUGAUGCCGAUUUUGCAGCAACGUCAGACCGUUGACGGACUUACACAGGUUCCUCCAGACGGUGCAGACCGAGACGGGACGGUUCAUCGAAAGGUAACCACAAAAGGCGGCGUUCCUGUCGGGCUCCCGGCCGCUGAAGCUCCGCCAUGGCAUGGCCGCUCUUCUGCGCGCCGUCCGACAUGGCGCGGUCCGGGCGUCCAGGUGGUCAUUGUUGGGCCUCGCUCUCCGUGCAACACUGCUUUGUACGGCUGCGGCGAACCCCUCUCCUUGGGUGGAGGGUGUUGGCCAUGUCAUGCUGCUGCCAGGCGAGCUGAAGCUCUUGCGGAGGUAUUUGCAAAACGCCUCGAGCUUUUUCGAGUUCGGGACUGGAGCCAGCACCGUGUAUUUGGCGACAAAGUUCCCAGAGCUUCAGAUUCACGCAGUUGAAUUGGAUGGCAAGUGGGCAGGCCUGGUGCGAGCUCAGCUGCGGCACCGUGGAUUGGAGCAACGGACUCGGGUCCGGCACGUGGACGUGGGGACCACGGAGGCCUUUGCCUUUCCGGUCGAGAAUCGGAGCGCAUGCGUCCGGCGGAAACGGCAGCAGAAGCUUUGCCGCCGGCCCUGUUUGGAGCUUUGUGAGCCGACGACUUCAGAUCGAAGUGCGUCGCGCAGGGAUCGGUGGCCGAGCUUCAGCGAUCGGAUCUUGUUGGAGAAAGCUCCAAGUCCGGGUCGCGCCAAGUCGGGGUUUGGAGUUUCAGUCGACUGGGCGAGGGUCUGAUGGGGCAAAACGUUGGUGUGGAAGAUUCCUGUGCAACGGAACCAAUCGGGAGUUGUUGGAAGUGUCCACGGAGAAUGCUGAUGGUGAGGAGCGGAGGUGGAGGGAGAGAGAGAGGGGGAGAGGGUUGUCAGCCGUAAGAUAUCAAAGCACCCCCCAGAUCACAGCGGGAGCUAUUUUCGGAUUGGGGCAUGCAGUAAGAGAGGGAGAGGGAGAGUGCUGCUACAGCUAAGAUAGAAUAGGCCCCAUCACCCAUCUCUUUGGUGAAGCUUCUUUUUGAGGCCUAUAUGUUGCGCUAGUUGUUGCGCUAUACUAUAGAUCAUUGCCAGAUAGACCCAUGGAUUGUGGACGGCUCUUUUGCGAUCUCAACUUCCCCCUGAUCCUGGCCAUGGCCGAAGCCCUCACAUCACUCACGUCCCGAGGCGCUUGGGACGUGGUCUUGGUGGACUCGCGCUUCCGUGUGGCGUGCGCGUUGAAGAGCUUUCUCCAUUUUCAUCGGGAGAAGUCGGAGAAGUCGCUGGUGCUGGUGCAUGACUUCACUCGCUUGAGGCCGUACUACCAGGAGAUCUUGCACUUCGGCACGCUGAUCUUCCGCUGGUACACUUUGGCCGUGUUCCGCCCCAAACGCUUCACUCGCGCCCAAGAGGCGGAAGAGCUGGAAGAGGCUCUCCGGCGCUUCGAGUACCAGCCGGCAUAGGAAAAAAAAGGUCCAACCUUCGAAAUGCCAUGUUUGAGACCGUGGAGCUAUUUUAUGGGAGAAGCCCGAGAAGCCUGUGGAGCAACAUCUUCUCGGACUGGGAUUGUAGGGAGAAGCCCAGGUGCCGAUGGCGGAAUAAUCCCUUUGGGGUGGCG
This is a messenger RNA of Durusdinium trenchii, 1627 nucleotides long. NCBI's taxonomy places the organism in Eukaryota, Dinophyceae, Suessiales, Symbiodiniaceae. The record is from the annotation of a GenBank genome assembly.